UUUUUCUUUGUGCACGUAUUGUUUUUCCUCUAUUUCAGUCACUUAACUAAAUCGAAGUCUCGACGACGUGUCCAGCAUUAGCCACAUUACGGACUCAAACAUCAGUCUUCAAGUCUGGGCGCUCGUUGAAAUUUUGUCGUCUACUUUAUCCUAGUCGAGCUGGCCAACCGCUAACAAAACUCUGCAAGGCACGUCGUCAAGCGUUCAGAAAUCAAGUGGGGAAUAUGUUCGUGAGAACUAUGCCGGCUGCAGAAAAGUUCCAGGAGGAACUUUGUGGAGUAAAAGAGGAGCCUCCACGCCACGAAGACUCGACUAUGUGCAAAAUGAUGCACGCAAAGGUUCUUCGCAGACUCGAAGAUCGUCUUGAGCACCAGGAGUCUGCAUGCGUCAAGGGGGAGGAGGAAGAGUCUCCAUGCACCAAGGAGAAGGAAGAGUCGCCAUACAUCAAGGAGGAAGAGUCUGUUCACAUUAAAGGUUUCAGAACAAAUCUUGGUGCUGAGCCAGAAUCUUCUGGCAUAAAAGAGGAUGUUGAGCUCCCCCAAAUCAGAGAGGAGGAGAAGGAGGGAGAACAGCAACUUCCAAUCGAAAAGGAGGAUGACCAGCUGCCAUUUGGUAAAGAGGAGGAGCAUAUCAACAGGUUGACUGGUGAGCCCUUGAAGAGUGAAGAUGGUCUGAGUGAGGCCAGCAGAGGGGGGAGUCGCAGCAGCUCAACAGAAGGAUUGCAAGCAGAUAUUUACAUUCCUCCAUCAGACAGAGAUGGCGCCACGUCACACUCAACUUACAAGGAUGAUGGUCAUAAGACAUCUCGCGGUGACGACAAACUCUGCAAAUGCUCUCAGUGCGGGAAAACCUUUGCUACUAAGCAAAAUUGUCGUAUGCAUAUGAGGAUCCACACUGGUGAAAAACCUUUUUCCUGCUCCGUUUGUGCUAAAAGAUUUGCUUUCAAGCAAACCUUAAAAGGACACACAAGAACCCACACUGGCGAAAAACCUUUUUCCUGCUCAGUUUGUGGUCAAAGAUACGCUAAAAAGCAAACCUUACAAAGUCAUGCAAUAACCCACACUGGAAAAAAACCUUUUCCCUGCUCAGUUUGUGCUCAAACAUUUUCUCGGAACCAAUACUUGGAAGAACACCUAAGAGUCCACACCGGGGAAAAACCUUUUUCCUGCUCAGUUUGUGGUCAAGGAUUCAGUCGUUCAGAUACCUUUAAAAAACACGAAAGAACCCACACUGGCGAAAAACCUUUUUCCUGCUCGGUUUGUGAUCAAAGAUUUGCUAGGAAGGAACACUUAAAACAACACACAAGAACCCACACUGGCGAAAAACCUUUUUCCUGCUCAGUUUGUGAUCAAAGAUUUGCUUGCAAGAAAAACUUAAAACAACACACAAGAAUCCACACUGGCGAAAAACCUUUUUCCUGCUCAGUUUGUGAUCAAAGAUUUGCUUGCAAGAAAAACUUAAAACAACACACAAGAAUCCACACUGGCGAAAAACCUUUUUCCUGCUCAGUUUGUGGCAAAGGAUUCACUUCAAAGAGAGAUCUAACACUUCACACAAGAAUCCACACUGGAGAAAAACCUUUUUCCUGCUCAGUUUGUGAUCAAAGAUUUGCUUGCAAGAAAAAAUUAAUAGGACACACAAGAAUCCACACUGGAGAAAAACCUUUUUCCUGCUCCGUUUGUGCUAAAAGAUUUGCUUGCAAGCAAACCUUAAAAGGACACACAAGAACCCACACUGGCGAAAAACCUUUUUCCUGCUCCGUUUGUGGUCAGGGAUUCGCACGGAGAAAAACCUUACAGAGUCACGAAAGAAACCACACUGGUGAAAAACCUUUUUCCUGCUCCGUUUGUGGUCAAAGAUUCGCUCGGAAGGAACACUUAAACCAACACACGAGAACCCACACUGGCGAAAACCCUUUUUCCUGCUCAGUUUGUGGCAAAGGAUUAUCUUCAAAGAGAGAACUAACACUUCACACAAGAAUCCACACUGGAGAAAAACCUUUUUCCUGCUCCGUUUGUGGUCAGGGAUUCGCACGGAGAAAUACCUUACAAACUCACAAAAGAAACCACACUGGUGAAAAACCUUUUUCCUGCUCCGUUUGUGGUCAAAGAUUCGCUCGGAAGGAUUGUAUAAAGAGACACGUGUGUGUUGGUGUGGGAAGCAGUGGCAAAUGACUUAUUUUGCCUGUCAUCCAUCCUGGCUUCAUCAGAUCUUGCACACAGGACGAUUGUAUUCCGUUGAACUUUCUUAAAUCCUGUUGAGGAUUGGCACGUUUGGUUCCUUGCUCCGUCCAAUCGUUGUAUGAUGUGCAUCCACCCUAUUGCCAAAACCUCACCUGAUUGAACUCUCUCAAGUAGCAUUUUUUAUAUAAUACUCUCCCUCUAAAACUAUACUUUUCACAUUUAUUAUUUGAAACGGCAGACCCCAAAUUCCAAAAAUUCAAAAUCAUUCAUAAAUAAUGUCAUUAAAGAAAUAUGGAAAAUGAGGAUAUAUUGUUCAAUGUUGCAAAAUAAUAGUAAAAGAAAUAUUGGCUCACAUAUUAAUUUUUUGUGGUGGGAUUAAUGUUUAUUUCAUUUUUUAAAAUUACUAUUACAUUCCUACUCGUGAUUGACGGAGGCAUGUUACAACGGAGUAUGAGUGCCUAAUAAAGAAAAACGGUGUUGGGGAGAGAAAAAAAAAGUUUUGGUAUAUCAUUUUUUUUUUUUAAAUUAAUCUCGACUGUAAUACAUAAAACACACAAAAAUUUGUGUAUUUAACUUUUGAGACUAAAUUUACGUAGAAAAUGUUUUUGUUUGUUAAUAACAUGGUCACCACCUGACACCUUGCUUACUACAAGGGUAACGUUGAAUAAGGCGCUAUAGGAACGAAAAAGUUCACUGUUCAGAGGAAGCAUUACCAUGGCGCAAAAACGAUUUUUUAGUAUCCAAAAACUGUGAAAUUAUCUAAAAUUCAAUUGAAAGUCGAAAAUGAUGAGGAUUAUGAUGAUAGUUUUGUAAUAGUGCCCAGUGAGGAAAAGUUAGCUGCAGAUUUAGACUGUGGAGUCCAGAAAGGAAAUCUAUAUUUGAUGUCUUCAAAUAGGGAGGAUACAUUUUUUUUAAGCUAAAGUAUUAUUUGUUAUUGCUGUUGAGCUUCCGCUGUGUAGAGCGCUGUUGGUUAUCUGUGUGCAAUUUGGGGUGUUAAACCGAGUCUUAUUGGACUUUAGCUUUCAACUGUGUUCGUGUGUCAUUGCGCCGUCUAGCUGCUGGGAUUUGCAUUAUCAUACACUGGCACUUCUAUUUCCAAUACCAAAACUCCUAACACACACAGUUGUCGAAAUAGAACGUUGUCUUUGUAGGAGCCGAGUAUGUAAACUAUCCGGCAUUAUGGAGAUAGAAUAGUGCCAAAAGAAGUGAGGUUGUAAAAUGAAAAUUAUCCCUGUAAAAUGACCAAUUUUAACUAAAAAGCACUUGUAUUUCCAACAUGAAAAAAACUCGAAGGAAUAAAUUGUUCUACAGGUUGUUUUUUUCUGUUUGCAAGUAUUUUUUUUUUUUUGUUCUACAGGUG
Molecule: messenger RNA, 3543 nt
Organism: Corythoichthys intestinalis (scribbled pipefish)
Lineage: Eukaryota; Metazoa; Chordata; Actinopteri; Syngnathiformes; Syngnathidae
Product: gastrula zinc finger protein XlCGF57.1-like
Exons: 3
Coding region: 225-2174 (649 amino acids)
Biological process (GO): regulation of transcription by RNA polymerase II
Cellular component (GO): nucleus
Molecular function (GO): RNA polymerase II transcription regulatory region sequence-specific DNA binding; DNA-binding transcription factor activity, RNA polymerase II-specific
Source: RefSeq, a predicted model, not a curated record